GUUACGUUGACAAACAUGGCGGUUGAACAGUGGUGGAAGCCUUGUUACCAUGUGAAUGUUUGAGCUGUGUAAAUAUGGAAACGGUUCAGGUCCCUUCAGAGGAGGUUAAACGCACAGUGAAGAUGGAAAACAAAUCGCCAUACUUCAAGAACGCCAAAAAAACCUAUUGUCUCGUGUGUCGCACACAAUAUUUGAAGCAUGAAGCGCAAGAGCACUUGCAUGGCAUGCUGCAUCAUAGAGAACUGGAAGCUGUGUUGGGAAAGGCUUCAUUUCAUGAAUGCCAGGCUUGUAAGGCCUCUGCCAUGGGUUUAAAUGAAUAUGCCCAACACAUCUCCACUACUCAGCACAAAGCCAAGUUAAAAAUAUUGAUGUGUAAGAAUAUAAAGCCCCCUUCUUUAGAAAAGACUCUAAGCAGUGAGACGAUGACCAUGCUCCUGGAGAGAAACAAGAAAUUAAAGACCAAGGAGAAGAAAGCUAUGAAAAAGAAGAGGAAGAAAAGAAAGCAGAUGGCUGGUCAAAAACGUGUAGAACUCAACAGAAAAAGUAAAAUGAUGUCUAAAGUAGUGAAACAGGGAAAUUCCAAGCAUCCAAUUGCGAAAAUACCUCAACAGCUUCAGCAAGCCCAUAUAAUAGGAAGCAACAGUGCUGUUUAUCAAAACAAGGAAAAUAAAGCAUUGCUCAUGCAAAGGCCUCUGAAGAGUGAAAGCGUAAGAAUGGACCAGUUCAACCAAUCGGGCUACCAAAUGGGGCAUUUUAGCAACACUGGCUAUAACACUCUGGAGAGAAAAAAUAUAGGCGGAAGCAUUGAAACAAAUGCUCUAUUUAAUGAACCAUAUGGCACUGAAGGAGCUAGUGCAAAUAUGCAAGGACAAUCAACAAGUCGUUAUAACAGUUAUUGGCCAGAUGAUAGUUCAGCAGGUGUAGACUUUACCAUGGAUUAUUAUCCUCAUACUGAAGCUUUUACCUUUGACAAUGGUGACAAGCGGUGUCCUCAAACUUCUUAUCUGGAACAAAAACAAGCUGCACCUUUUGGUAAUACUGACAAAGGCAGACCUGUCAUUGCAGCUACUGUAGGGGAAGUAGAUGUCAGUGUAAUGAUAAGGCAGGUCAGGAGAGCGCUGGGUGUAAGGGAGCCCUGUCGAGCAGAUCGUGAAGCCCGAAGGAAGAACGCUGAAAAACAGGUGAACCUGACCAAUCAAAGCACUGCCCAGCAGACUGGAAGUGUUACAGUGCAGCCAGCUGGGGCUUCUGUAAGGAGCAGCACCAAGGAAACGACACCUCAUACCAGCACCUCUGCAUCUACCUCUUGGCAGUCUCCACACGUCACCAUCACUGGUCCUGCACCUCAUUCAGGCAUUCACCCAACAUCUAACAUCAGUACACUCAAAAUGACACAAGGAAGUACCCAGCAGUCAAAUGCCUGGGACAGUGGUUUGCAGGCAGGAACUGUUUUUCCAAGUACAUCCAGAGAUCUCAACCCAAGCAACACUCAGAAGGUUCGCAUUGCCCACAAACCACACAGGACAGCCCAGAGGGAUAAGGAGACUGGGCUCAAUCAUAGCCUGCAGAAGUUGCUCAGCAUGUCGGGGAUCAGGAGUAAGCCAGACUGGAGAACGAUUUAUGAGAGUUCCAAGAGGAAUAAGAAGACAAAUGAAAGCAUUCCCAGGUUUGGAGCUGAGCUGUCAAGCUCUUCAUCUAAUUCCGAAACGUUCCUGCAGUCAGAGGACAAUGCUUUGCCUCUUUCACAGGGCUUCCACUGGGAAUCAAUCCCAGACUGUCAUCCUGUUCCGCACUUAUCUCCUCCACCACAAGAAUCUGUGAAUAAUGACUCUCACACAGAGACUGAACAGAGUUCUAGGAUGCAGGAGCCUUUAGAGGAGUCGGCUUUAGCACAGGAGGGCAGGAGAAGUCACAGUGGACCAACAGUUCCUGUAAAGGUGGAACAAAAUAUGGAGCACAGGGAGAAUGGAGAAACCUCCAGUGCCAGGAGGAGGAGCUGUAAUGUUACAAGAGCUGAUGAGGUUUCAGAUGAAGAGCCAAAUGUCAAAAAGAAGAAAAAGUCAGACAAAGACCAAGAUCAGUUGGACCAGCUCUAUGCUGUUUCUCUGAAAGAGGAGCAGCUGAACCACAUGUUGCAUGAUGUGGACAAAUCAAUAAUCCAGGCCCGGAAUGCCCUACAAACCUUCAUGCUACUGAGGGAAAAGUAUAUUACUGAAAUAAACAGUCUCAGAGCCAAGCGCAUCCAGAUCCUGCAGGGGAUGCAAGAGGGGUACUCUGGAGUAUCUCCUGCAGAAGAAAAAGCCACCACUUCAUCAUUUGGGGCCAUACCCUCAUCUCUUCCCUCCUGCAGUGCCUACCCCUCCUUCAGUCACCAGCCUCUUCCACACCAAGUGUCUUCCAUCAGCCAACCUCACCCUGUGCCAGCUGCAUCAAUAAAACAAGAAAUGCACCAAAAAGCAUUAGACGAACUGGCUUCCCAAGUACCUCAAAACCAACUUAUGCCCAUGGUUCCCUCUGCUCCCACACCUGCUGCUCCCAUACCUCCUGCUAAACAACUCCCAGCAGAAUGCACAGCUCCCGCAAACGUGCCACCUUCUGUUGAAUCAUCUGUCAGUAAGGUCAUUGAAAGUGGUGAGACACAAACAGAAGAUAAAAAUGGCCCCGAAAGAGCAGCAGAGACAUCUGUCUCCACAGAUAAAAACAGAUCUACUCCAGCUUCAGAUGAAGAUACAGGGAAUGAGAGCGAUAACUCCGUAGAACUGAUGGAGCCCUCCAACCAGGAGGUCAUCAAUAUCGAUGAAUCCGACAAUGAGGGCUCAGCUGAGGCAGCCCAAAAUGUCCCAGUCCAGCAGGAACUUCCUCAGAACUCCGUCAGCGUGGACUUCAGUUCUGCAGGCACACAGACAUCUCAGCAGAAAGAAGAUGAGAAAAAAGUUCUGGUUCCAGAUGUGUCAGCAAAAGAUGGCAAUGUUCCUUCAGGGUCUGGCAACGCGGUGGAAGAUGAGGAACCGUCUGUCGGAGAAUUUUCAAGUCACACCGGACCGGUUCAUGGUCUGCAGGUUCACGAGGGCCUGUUGUACACAUGCUCAGGGGACAACACAGCUCGAGCCUACAAUCUGGUGACCAGGGAGUGCCAGUCUGUAUUUGACGGUCACACUAACAAAGUCAACUGUUUGCUGGUGGCGUCCUACCAAAACAACCUGCCACGUCUCUACACGGGAUCUAGUGACCAAACCAUACGCUGUUUCAGCAUAAGGUCUAAGAAGUGUCUGGAGCAGAUCUCUCUACCAGACCGGGUUCUGUGUUUGCACAUUGGCUGGAACAUUUUGUACGCUGGGCUCGCCAAUGGAUCAGUCACCAGCUUUGAUUUAAAGACUUUGAAGGAGUUGGAUGUGUUUGAGUGCCACGGGCCACGAGGCGUGAGCUGUCUGGCCACAGCGCAGGAAGGUGCCCGCAGGGUGCUGCUGGUCGGCUCCUACGACAGCACCAUCAGCGUACGUGAUGCCAGGAGCGGCCUCCUGCUGCGCUCGCUGCAGGGUCACACCAAAACUGUACUGUGCAUGAAGGUGGUGAAUGACCUCGUCUUCAGUGGCUCCAGUGACACGUCCGUUCAUGCGCAUAACAUCCACACGGGGGAGUUGGUCCGUAUCUACAAGGGUCACGGUCACGCCGUCACAUCAAUAGCCAUUUUAGGGAAAGUGAUGGUCACUGCCUGUCUGGACAAGCUGGUUCGAGUUUAUGAGCUACAGUCUCAUGACCGUUUGCAGGUGUAUGGAGGUCACUCUGAUAUGGUUAUGUGCAUGGCCAUCCAUAAGAGUUUGAUUUACACAGGAUGUUAUGACGGCAGCGUUCAAGCUGUUAAACUCAACCUGAUGAAGAACUUCCGCUGCUGGUGGCAGAACUGCUCUCUGAUCUUCGGCAUGGCGGAGCACCUUGUGCAGCACCUUGUUCACGACCACACAAACCCCAACCUGCAGACGGUCAAAUGUCGCUGGAAAGGCUGCUCGGCUUUUUUUGGAACGCAGCAGUCGGUUUGCCAGGAGCUGCCUGAACACAUACAGAGCCACGUAGACCGCGACAGUGAAGUGCAGCCUUGACACCAUCAGCAGCGUUCAUUCAUUUUAACACAAAAACUCAGCUUUGUGUUUGAGGUUCGUGCACACGACCCUCAUUCAUCUGUUCAUUUUUUUUCUAUUUUCCACGUUUUUUUUUUUUCUUUUUGUGUGAGUGGAUUAUCCUAUUUAUCCCUGAAGCUAUUUUUAUGAAGGGAUUGAGAUGUUCAGUGACAAACCACAAUGUGAUGCUGCUGUUUUAGAUUCCUUCUGUGCUUCAUUCAAGAUCUUGAUUGUUAUAAAGUAUUUGUCUCAUCAGUUUUUGUAUAUAUGCUUCAGGUUUCAGUUCAGUCCAUCGGUCGCCGGUUUCCAUUUCAAACAUUACAAGUCGUUUUUGUAAACAUGAAUUGCCUUCGACACCAUUUUGUUAUGAUAUUCAUUGACCGUGAGGUUCAGAGAUCGUCGUAAGAUCAGUUAUUUCUGGAAGAUAUUAAAGGACAUUAACAUACUGUCUAUUGCAAAUAUGAUUAUCUUCAAAACACCAAAUAUAUGAAGAACUUUAGUCCUGAGAUUGUCCCGACUUUACUUUCAAAAGGACAUGGUUACUUAGGAUAGGAAAAAUGACAAUGAUAAAAAGGGCUUAAAUUAGUUGUGUACUGUACUAACAGAAGUAAUUUUACGUGUACUUAAACCUGCUUGAGUGAAAUUCCAUUUUUGGAAUAGAAUAUGUUUCAGGUUUCUGUCAUUCAGACUCAUAUUUGGAGUAAGUGGGCACUGACUGAAUGCAUACAUUAUCAUAUACAUUUUAAUCUGAAGUUCGUAUUCAUGAAAAUUACUUUAUCAAAUACAUCAGUUCAUUUUCCCUUGUGUGUAUAAGACUGAAAACUUAUCCCAGUAUUUGUGUGUGUGAUACUGUACAGUAUAUAUUUAAUUUGUUUGACACCUACUGUAAAUGUUCGGAAAUAAACGACACAAUUUGCA
Messenger RNA from Sphaeramia orbicularis (orbiculate cardinalfish), 5033 nucleotides. It is a transcript of the gene znf106b, whose product is annotated as zinc finger protein 106b. Gene Ontology annotation, cellular component: membrane; cytosol. The transcript has 21 exons. The coding region runs from base 75 to 4097 and encodes 1340 amino acids. Gene Ontology annotation, biological process: insulin receptor signaling pathway. The record is from RefSeq and is a predicted model, not a curated record. Gene Ontology annotation, molecular function: RNA binding; SH3 domain binding. NCBI's taxonomy places the organism in Eukaryota, Metazoa, Chordata, Actinopteri, Kurtiformes, Apogonidae.